Plasmopara halstedii is the source of this 1551-nucleotide messenger RNA. RefSeq lists its product as uncharacterized. The transcript is spliced from 2 exons. The coding region runs from base 1 to 1551 and encodes 516 amino acids. Lineage: Eukaryota; Oomycota; Peronosporomycetes; Peronosporales; Peronosporaceae. The record is from RefSeq and is a predicted model, not a curated record.
AUGACCGCCACCAUCCCGCAUAACAGUACAGUCACUGAGGAAAGCUACUCUCACAUUAACAACGACACCGAAACGAGGACAGGGCCAGGGGUACCUUUCGUCCACGAAAUAAGCAGCGGUCUAAUAGACACGAAACUUUCCCUCGAAGUGAAGAUUCCGCUUGAGCAUAGACUUACGGAAUGGCUACUGCCUGGCAGUGGGAGCACUCGUAAAUCUGAAGCUCAAACUGCGCUGUCUGAAGUGAAGACCUUGCUUAAGAACGAUAAUUGGAGAUCUUUGCUUAAAGCACCGAGUAUCUGGUGGGACAAACUUGAGAUUAGAAAAGAGAUCUUUCGUCACUGCGCGCUCACCGAGGAAAGUCCAUUUGCUCUGUUUCAGUACAUGAAAAUCAGCCUCCCGGACUUUUCAAAAGACAGUCAAAGAAUUGAUCGAAAGAUUCCCAUGUGGUUUGAUUAUAUUACUCUUUACAGGAAUUUCCCUAAAAAUCUGAAAGUCCACGACGCGGAAACAGAUACGGGUUUUACAAUAUGCAAUGAUCAAGAGCUCUUUUCAUUCUUGGUCACCACUUACUUUAAAACGAUUAAGACGGAGACGCCGUCGGCUUUGAACACACCCGAGAAAGAAUCACUCGACUCGCUACAACAAGUCGUGACGCUUUUUGAAAAACUUCGACUCAAAUCGGCCACGCAAAAAAUAGCUGAAGGUAUGCAGCGGUACAUGCUCUCAAGGCCGGAUACAAAGGAGUUGGUGCUCAAGGCGUGGCUGCACAAUGGAGAGUCGCCCGAGAUUGUACCUUCUAUUUUACAAGAGCAUGGUUUGAUUGGUUUUGAUGACAUCAUGUUGUGGCUGCGAUAUGCCAAGUUGUACUAUAUGAGUGUACCUCCAAGCUCUAUGAAGUAUUACCUUGACCCUAAUGCUUUUCUCAAACUUUUAGAACAAAAGUUAACGAUACACCAAUUGACGAUCGUGUAUUCCACCAAAGCGUUUGGUCACCUGUUUGAAGAAGUUCUCCCCAUUGACGUUGCAAGCAAAAUUAGAGCAAAUUGGAAUAAAUUUCUCUUGGAUAAUGAUAUGACACCAGUCUUACUUCCAGCUCCUGUUUUCAUUACCAAGCGAGCGCCAGUUACAAGCAGAAUGAUUUGUGAUAUGUUGCUAUCGACGAUUGAGCUUGAUGACAUUGUUCAGCUGGCUCGUUUGGCUAUGGGGCACUCAGAGUUUAAAGAUCUAGCAGUCGGAAUGCUUAACUACCUCCCCUUUACCAACUUUUCGAAAAAUAACCGCAUGAAUCCUAAGAAAUACUGGCAACUCUUUUUGUCCCAACACGUGACUGCUGUGGUGGUGCAGCAAUGGUUUCGUUAUUCCGAAUGGUACUUUCGUCAAAGGAAAAGCAACACCGUGCAAUCGGAUGUCGUGAAUCUGCUCCAGGACAUUGAGCCGAGGCAAGAAGAACAAGUCUUGAAAGCCCUAAAGCAGUUACCGGAAGCAGAAUAUCUGGUAAAUUACUUAGAGAAUCAAGAAAUACCUGCUUCAAAGAAGCCCAGAAAUGUUUAG